Messenger RNA from Rotaria sordida, 540 nucleotides. The record is from the annotation of a GenBank genome assembly. NCBI's taxonomy places the organism in Eukaryota, Metazoa, Rotifera, Eurotatoria, Philodinida, Philodinidae.
AUGUAUAGAAAAGCUGCUGGUGCAAUUGGUACAGAUCAUCAUUUAAUGCGAAUAAAAAUUAAACUACACUUUAAAAGUAGAAGGAAAUUAGUUCAGAAGAAAGUAGUUUAUGAUCCAAUAAAAAUGAAAAAUGAUAAUGCAUUAAAACAAUUUCAAAAAGAUCUCAUUCCAACACUUUCCGAUGCAACUGACAAAACAAUUAGUAUUGAUGAGAAAUAUGAUCGAUUUGUUGAACAUAUGAAAACAAAUGCAGAGAAAAUUUUUAAAAUAGAUAAGAACAAAAUUCGUAAACGUAAAGAAUGGCUUACUGAUGAAAUAUUAGAAAUUGUAGAAAAGAAAGCAACAGCUUUUGUUAAUUGGCAAAAUCACCGAGGAACAAAAUUAGAAAUUGAAUAUGCUAAUAAAUAUAAACGUUUAAGAAAAUUAGCAAAGACCAAAAUUGAUAAACGUCAGGAAAAGUAUUGGGAUCAAAUAUGUGAAGAGAUUGAGUUAUCUAUUAAAUUAAAUGAUCCAGCAAAUGCAUUUAAUAUUAUUAGAUGA